Molecule: messenger RNA, 3619 nt
Organism: Strigops habroptila (Kakapo)
Lineage: Eukaryota; Metazoa; Chordata; Aves; Psittaciformes; Psittacidae
Gene: NATD1
Product: N-acetyltransferase domain containing 1
Exons: 3
Coding region: 168-500 (110 amino acids)
Source: RefSeq, a predicted model, not a curated record
GGUUUCCUGCGGCCGCCCGCCGGUGGCAGCCCCGCGGCGGCCCGGCCCGGCCCGGCCCGGCCCGGCCUGACCCCGCUCCGGUCCUUGCGUUACCGGCACCGGGACCCGGCGCUCCGUGCCGCUGUACGGCCUUAACCCAACCCGGCCCAACCCAACCCGGCCCGGCCAUGGCGCACUCGGCGCCGCUCGGCCUCCUGGAGCAAGGCUGCCCCAUCCAGGUGGAGCACGAUCGGAAGCGGCGGCAGUUCACCGUGCGGCUCAACGGUUGCCACGACAAGGCAGUGCUGCUGUAUGAAUACGUGGGGAAGCGGAUCGUGGACUUGCAGCACACAGAAGUACCAGAUGCCUAUCGAGGGAGAGGAAUAGCCAAGCACCUCGCCAAGGCAGCCCUGGACUUUGUGGUGGAGGAGGACCUGAAAGCUCACCUGACGUGCUGGUACAUUCAGAAGUACGUCAAGGAGAACCCACUGCCGCAGUACCUGGAACACUUGCAGCCUUAAGGCAGGACUGCUCCAACACCAGCGCUGUCCCUGACUGUUCAACGCGGCCUUCGCUUCUCUGCCGUCUCAGGAAAACCCCUUCCCACACUCACAAUUCCCUCUUUUUUUUUAAGUGCAUCCAUGAGGUGCAUGAGUGUGGGCACGACCUCCUCCUCUCUGCCCACGUGUGAGCAUGGCUGCUGGCUCCAGGCACAUUUGGUGCCUCUCGGUGCUCUUCCCAAGCCAAGCGGUGGAAGAGGAUGAUUUUUCUACCAAACUCCAUCAGCAGACCAGGGGAUGACUCAACCUGCACCUCAUCCUGUCCCCUUUGCCUGGUGGCGGCUGUGAACUUGUUGGAUAGGGAUGGCUGUGAGGUACAAGCUCCUCUUUCUUCCCAGCAGCUGGGUGAGAUGCUGUGGAUUAAGCCUUGUGGGGCAGAGGGAGGUGGCAGGUUCGUCCCCUGCAGUAUCUGUUGGACACCGAGCAUCGCCCAAGCCUAUGUGGAGUACAGAUGAGAACGUGUGGGCCAUGGUGGCACCUUGGGGGCUUUGCUGCACCAUUGUGGAGACACUGGGAUGGUGACACCUUCGAGUCUAAAGAUGGGAACCAUGUGAGGGGCUGUGGCAGAGCAUACGCAGUGUGAGUGUGCAGAGGAAGAAAGGCAGCUGAGUUGCAGAUGCUGCUCCCUAGAGAUGCCAGCUCCUGCCCACCCUCCUGUACAUAGCCCCAGCAUGGCAUCCCUGCAGGGUUGUGGCUGUCAUUCCCGUCUCUGCUCCCUGCUAUCAGUGUUGACCGUGCUGGUGUGGACAAAGCCUGCUCGGGAGAAGAGCACCAGCCUUGGCCUAAGCAAUGAGGGGACACCCCAUGCUUUCGCAGGCUCCAGAGUAGUUUCCUGCAGCUGAAGAGGAAGGUUCCUCUCCAUCUCCCUCAGCUUCAGCUCUGCACCCCACAUCGUAAGGCCUGAGCUGUCGUCAUGUCCUGAGAGCAACAGGGGUAAGGCCUCUGGGACCUGCUUCUGUCUCAUCUCCAAGACUCGAUGCUGGAGCUGCCUGCCUCCAUGUGGAUGCUGGUCACUUCUUAAAGCCUUUGGAAAGAAGCCCUGCUCAGGGCAUUACCUGCCUGCUCACUGGCCUCCUCGCAGCUCCAAGCCCAGGGUGCUCAGCCAGCAGCAGGAACACCCUCGUGUUGUGCUGUUACCUCCACAGAUGAUGACCCUGUGGCACAGCUCAGCCUUGCCGCAGUUGGAUGUAGAGGUAACACUGUGAUGGCACUGCCUGGUUCUGGCUUGCUGCCUCUCCUGCCUUGUCCAGGCUUUCCAGGGCCUCAGCUACACCCCAGAGCAUCUCCCCUUGGCUCCAGGGCUUGGCUGUGGUGACACCAGCACUCAGCAGCCCCUGAGGUAGAAGCAGAUAAAGAGCCUUUCACCUGGAGCCAAAUCCAGGCCCAGCUUAUCUCUCAGCAGGGAUUGAAGUUUACAAUCUGUGCCACGGACUGAAUGAAGCCCAGGCCAGGAGGCAGCUCAGCCCUCUCCCAGAGCCCAGCACCAAGUCCAUGGCAGCAAAGGCAGAAGCUCCUACAACCUGGUUGCGUUGGUCAGAGAUGGAGACCCUGUGCCUGAUCUCAGCCCUGAGCUGGCUCGAGGCGAAGCCCUGCUGCCUGCCUGUGCUUUUGGGCUGCCCAUCACCACCAUAACACAGCCCUCUGCCCAAAACCCUCCCAAACUCCAUCCCUGCCCUGCCACACCACAGGCUGUGAGACCCCUGCCUGUGUCCAUCAUCUGCCUGGGGAGGGACCUGUGCCCAGCAGCAGACCCAUCUCCAGCUUGUGCUGCUCAGGAAAGGCAUCAGGCUCAGCCCUGCUGCUGCCUCACAUUUUUGCCCUCUUGCUGCUUAUUUCAGCCAGGAUGUGACCUUCAGGAUGGCUUAAAGGGACUGGGAAAGGAUUGCAGGUAACAAGUUAAAGGGGCUCAAGAAGAAAUCUGGGCUGCUAAAUAUUCACUCUUUAACAUGCAAAAAACACUUUAACAUCUGGUUACAGGAGCAAGGCUGGCUCUGUUACAGCAAGCAAUGGCAGAACCAUCCCUGCUCGUGAUCCCAAGGUGAAGCUGAACCAUCUCCUCUCUUGCAAGCCAAGAUAAGACACUUGUAUCUUUAUCACAGCGGGGCUGGGUGUUUGGAAGAGACGUGUGCCGAGCUGCCUCACGGGAGCAAUAGCACGAGCUCAGUGCUGCAAGCCUCUGCCCUGGUUUUGUGCUCAUUUCCACUGUGUGCCAGUUCCAGAAGUACCAUUGUAUCCGCUGCAUGAGAGCAGAGGGUGUGCUGUGGUUGCUGCAGUGUCCCAGCAUCCACGCUUGGCUCUGGAGCCCUUCAUGCUGCUCUGGCAGGAACCUCGUGUUUCCCAGCGCUGGAUCACAAGUGGCGAUCGCUGCCUUAAAUCAGGCCCAGCACACGGGUUUGCUGCUGCUUCCCUUCAAGGUGCUACAACCCCUCCGGUGUGCGACCUGACGGAGACGUGUGCCAGUGUCCGUGCCAACCGUUUCACUGCUGUACCAUCCUUCCCUUCCCUGUGGUCUCUGCUGGUGAAUAGCAAUACCCACAGCUCACCAGCGAUGCUGCUGUCCGCGGUGCUCCUGUGAUGCGGCAUUGCCAGGCAGGAGAUGGCUCGAGGUCUUGGUGUGGGGCAGCCCUGCCCCUCCGGCUGGCCUCCGCAGGAAGGAGCUUUGAGUCCUGUGCUGCCCCUUGGUGCUGACGAAGUCUGGAGGAGUUGGGGAUCUUGGACUCUCUCUGGCAACAGGAGUGUGGAAGUGGUUUGGUUGAAUAUUGACGUUCCCCAAACCCAUUUGAACUACAGACCUUGGUGGGUGGGGAGGUGCAGAUUGUUGUCCAACCUGCUUCCACACCACCCAACUUGAAACACCCCUUCCCUCACCCACUUCCCAGCGUUGUCUUCCUCUGUCCAAGGUCUCCAAUCUGUUGAAUUCGGUGGUUACGAUGUGCCUUUCCUUCUCAGGACCUGUUACAAACGACCUUUCUGCUUUUGUUUCUGUCUAACAUUUAUCUUCCUCCUUCCCUCUGUCAUACUAUAAAACAUGAACAUAAUGCAUGGAAUACAGUACAAUAAAAAGUGUGGCUUAACUGCCC